Messenger RNA from Hypoxylon trugodes, 1680 nucleotides. Its product is annotated as alpha/beta-hydrolase. Bases 1 to 1680 code for a protein of 559 amino acids. Lineage: Eukaryota; Fungi; Ascomycota; Sordariomycetes; Xylariales; Hypoxylaceae. The record is from RefSeq and is a predicted model, not a curated record. The transcript is spliced from 5 exons.
AUGGUACUCGGACGCUAUCAUCAUGUAUUUUUUAGCGGCCUGCUGUCUGUUGUACAAGGAGCGUGCACACGGAACACGACAACUACGAACGCAUCCCUUCCUGUCAUAAAUCUCGGAUAUGAGUGCCACCAGGCAAUUAGUCUCAAUGAAACGGGCGGUUAUUAUAAUUUUUCAAACAUUCGAUAUGGCGAGCCUCCAACAGGUAACCUACGCUUCAAAGCACCAGUCGAGCCGGCGAUACGAGAUAAGUGUGUUGUUACGAACGGAUCGAUCGGCCGCGUCUGUCCCCAAUCUUCGGGAAAUUGGACAAUCAUCGCCCGCGAGUUCGCGCAGAGUUAUCUUACAGGGCUACCCUUCAAGUACGAUCUGGCCAUUAGUACUUUACCCGAUUCGCCCGACGCUAUUAGCGGCGAUACUAGAACUACAGAGGAUUGUUUAUUUUUGGAUGUGAUUGCGCCACGGUCCGCAUUCGCCGGAAAGGCCUCGAGCUUGCCGGUGCUUGUUUGGGUUUACGGUGGUGGGUAUUCCUCUGGCGAGAAGACCGGAAAGGGGAAGUUUAACCCAGCAGGUCUCUUGGCAACUACUGGUAGCGACUCUGGCUUCAUCUUUGUGGCAAUUAACUAUCGCCUUGGUGCCUUUGGAUGGCUGGGUAAUGACGAAGUUGGAGCUGAUGGGACCCUCAACGCCGGACUUUACGACCAACGACUCGCCCUCCGGUGGGUUCAGAAGUACAUACACCUGUUUGGUGGAGACAGGGAUCGCGUGACUAUUAUGGGCGCUUCGGCUGGAGCUGGCUCAAUAAUGCACCACAUUACCAGCUAUGGUGGCUCGGGGGAAAAGCCAGCAUUCAACCAAGCAGUAUUAUUUUCGCCUGCGUUCCUGCCUGCUCCGACACCGGAUAUUCCGACCACGUCGUUCAAUGACCUCAUGAACAUGCUCAAUGUUUCAUCACUGGAUGAAUUAAGAGAUUUACCAAGUGAUACAAUCAUUGCUGCUAAUGCCCUUCAGAUAUACAGCUACGCUCCGUAUGGCAGCAAUAUGUACGGCCCUUCCGUCGACAACUCUUUUGCGCCAGCUUUACCAGGUCAACUUUUGGCAAAUGGUUCAUUCCACCAAAACAUCAGCAUAAUGGUAUCACACAAUACACUUGAGGGGCUGACCUUCACGAAGCCGAUGAUCAAAACAACGGAAGACUACUUAGAUAUGCUACGCCAAGCCAUGCCAACUAUUUCGAAUAGCGCGCUAAGUUUUAUCAACAAUACUUUGUACCCGGCCGUGUUUAAUGGAACAUAUGGUUAUACGAACCAGUUCCAACGAGCUCUUGCUACCAUACAGGAUAGCACUAUCAUUUGCAACACGAGGUAUCUUGCUAGUGCAAUGAGUGGUCGUGCCUAUGGCGUCAAAUUUGCCGUCCCGCCUGGGAUCCACGGGGAAGAAACUUCGUAUGUAUUCCAGAACGGAAAGACGUCGGAUGUAAACCAGGAUGUUGCCGACCGCCUACAGCAGUACAUAGCGAGCUUCGUUAUGAACUCAGUGCCUAGUGAUGUUAACGGCUUGUAUAUCCCCUUAUAUGGAUCCAGAUCCCAGCUAAUAAGCAUGGCGGCUUCGGGCUCGACAAUUGUCAAGGAUGACACCGCUAAUGCUCGAUGUGCUUGGUGGCAACGCGGACUUUAUGCAUAA